This is a messenger RNA of Zalophus californianus (California sea lion), 535 nucleotides long. RefSeq names its product mitochondrial ribosomal protein S18C (gene MRPS18C). The coding region runs from base 58 to 489 and encodes 143 amino acids. Gene Ontology annotation, cellular component: mitochondrial small ribosomal subunit; ribosome. The transcript is spliced from 6 exons. NCBI's taxonomy places the organism in Eukaryota, Metazoa, Chordata, Mammalia, Carnivora, Otariidae. Gene Ontology annotation, molecular function: structural constituent of ribosome; small ribosomal subunit rRNA binding. Gene Ontology annotation, biological process: mitochondrial translation. The record is from RefSeq and is a predicted model, not a curated record.
GCGGGGACUUGUCAGGACGAUUUGGAAAGAGGAAAGGAAGAGGAGGAGCGAGGAUCCAUGGCGGCUUUGGUUGCUGUUUGUGGUGUUCUAGGGAGGAAAAAGUUAACGCAUUUCGUAAAGGCUGCUCUCUGCCUCACAGAUCCUGGGACUCACGCGGUGCUGUGGAGGAGUUGUUCACAAUAUAAGCAUGUAGCCGGCAAUGAGGACCUGCCCGUUCCAAUGGAAAAUCCUUAUAAGGAGCCUCUUAAAAAAUGUAUCUUGUGUGGAAAACGUGUGGAUUAUAAGAAUGUACAGCUUUUGUCCCAGUUUAUUUCUCCAUUUACUGGAUGCAUUUAUGGAAGGCACAUAACAGGUCUUUGUGGGAAGAAACAGAAAGAAAUCACAAAAGCAAUUAAGAGAGCGCAAAUAAUGGGGUUUAUGCCAGUUACAUACAAGGAUCCUGCAUAUCUCAAAGACCCUAAAGUUUGUAACAUCAAGUAUCGGGAAUAAAUCAUAGGAGUCUUAACAUCCAUAAAUAAACAUAUUUUACAAUAAA